AUGGAGGCUACAGGGGCUAUAGAUUUUGUCGCUGACCCUGCAGCCCUGGCCACCAUCCUGUCAGGUGAGGGGGUGAAGAGCUGUCCCCUGGGGCGCCAGUCCAGUCUGGCUCAGAGAGUGCUAGUUCGAGGGAGCAAGGGAGGCCCGACCCGGAGGGGCCAGAUUGCUCGGUCUUCAGCAUACCUGGCUCCCAGGACCCCCAUCCAUCAACCAGAUCCUGCUAGGGCUUCCUGCUUCUCGAGACUGGAGGGAUCAGGACCCCGAGGCCGCACUUUGUACCCACAGAGCUUAGAGGCUCUGAAUCCACCUUCAGGACCUUCCUCAACUCGCCCCAGUUUACAGGAACUAAGAAGAGAGACAUGUGGUAACAGCAGGACUUCCACAAGCCAGCCCUCCAGCUCGCUCCCGAAGACCCCCGUUCAGCCUGCAGAUGUCCUGUCUCCUCCUUCUUUACCCCUCACAGGAGAAGCUGAGGCUGUCUCUCGUUCGGGUGAGGGAAGAAGAGCUCUUCUGGGUCUGGCUCAACGGGUGCCAUUAAGAGAGACUGGAGAAAGGACGCACACCAGGACCUCAUAUUCAUCCUUGAAAAAGAUCAACGUUUGGUCGAAAACCCACUUCACACCACUCCGAUCAUUACCCAGAGUUCAGCAGCAGGCCCAGUGGCCGAGUGGCCUCUCCCCUCGUCUCUCCCCUGAAGAGCCUGCCCUGCCCUGGGAGCAGCUUGCUGUAAGGUUGUUUGACCAGGAGAGUCACAGCAUGUUACAGAAGGGAUCCGGGAAACCACCCGUGACAGGCACUUCUGGCCCUCACCCCGAUAAAACCCCCAACCUCCAGGAGUUAAAGAUGCAGCGCAUCAGUGUUCUACAGCAGCUCCUGCGACAGGAGAUAGAGGAGCUGGCAGUGGGCAAAGGUGCCCCUCUUAAUGGAGGCUCUGCUCUAGAGAUGACCGAACUUCAGCCCCAGCUGGCUGAAAUUUCUAGAACUCUGACUGCUCCAGAACACAAUUCUGGAACUUCCCUUCUCAGACUGUCGAAACACUCUGGUGUGACAGGGUCAUACCUUGCAGAAGAAUGUGAGGAGCCACAGGCUUGCCCUGGGGAGGAGACUGAGGUGGUUCAGCCCAGCUCUACCGCAGAACCAGAGCCCCCAGUGCCAUGCUGGAUAGCUGUGCCAGACCCCCCAGAGCCCCCAGAGCCUUGCCUUCCAGCACUGCCUGAACCCCAUCUGCCUCGUUCCCAAGGACAGGCUGGACCCCUUGGGGCCUGCCCUAGGAUACAGCAGAGACCAUGGGCAGCCUGCUCUCUGGAAGCUAGAAAUCCAGAGUCUAGCUCACAGUCCUGUUGCAGUCAGGGGCCUCCAGCAACCACCAGCUUGACCUUCUCUUCACAAAGCUCACUCUGUGCCAGCCCCCCUAUCCACUCACUGCAGUCUUUGAGGUCCCCAGCAGGCCAGUCAGGCCCCAGCAGUCUGGCCCCUCGAACUCUGGCUCUGAGGCAGCGCCUCAAAGCCUGCCUCACCGCCAUCCACUGCUUCCAUGAGGCUCGCCUGGAUGAUGAGUGUGCCUUCUACACUAGCCGAAUCCCGCCUCCUGGGCCCACCCGGGUCUGCACCAACCCUGUGGCCACGCUGCUUGAAUGGCAGGAUGCCCUGCGUUUCGUUCCAGUGGGUUCUGUGGUCCCACAGGACUCUCCAUCAUGA
Onychomys torridus (southern grasshopper mouse) is the source of this 1698-nucleotide messenger RNA. It is a transcript of the gene Troap, whose product is annotated as trophinin associated protein. NCBI's taxonomy places the organism in Eukaryota, Metazoa, Chordata, Mammalia, Rodentia, Cricetidae. The transcript has 12 exons. Bases 1 to 1698 code for a protein of 565 amino acids. The record is from RefSeq and is a predicted model, not a curated record.